CCAAAUUUCCUAUGCAUUUUGUUGGAAGAAACUUCCUUGCGCUUCAUGUAUUUUUGUGUUUUAGCUAAGCUUAGUCUAUGUAUUUGGGGUUGUGAGCCAUGGCAAUUGCAACCAUGACAACUCCUCUUCCUAUUUCCUUAUUCCCUUUUCUUCUUCUCAUUCCCGCUUUCUGUUUUACCAUUUGUCAUGCCAAUUCCGACAUGCUUUGCAUUCAAAGUGAGAGAGCUCUUUUGAAAUUCAAGAAUCAUAUUAUUGAUCCUUCAAACAGGCUAUCGUCAUGGGUUGAAGGUGGGGUCGCUGUGAAUGGAUUGGUGUUGUCUGCCAUAACUCAACAGGCCACGUCAACCAACUGCACUUGGCUCCUCUUUCAGAGCCUGAUGACUUUGCACCGUAUGCUGAUCAUCAUGGGCGAAGCCAGAAAAAAAUUUUUAGGGGGCCGAAGGAAAUGGGGGGCCGGGGCCCAUGCCUGCCCCCCUGGUUUCGCCCCUACUGAUUAUGAAUGGGAAGCUUACUACAAUUCCCUGCUAGUAGGCAAAAUAAAUCCUUCACUGCUAGAGUUGAAGCAUCUCAGUUCCCUGGACUUGAGCAAUAACAAUUUUAGUAGCAUACAGAUCCCGAAGUUUUUCGGUUUUCUGGAGAGUUUAACAUAUCUUAACCUCUCUCGAGCACGAUUCCAGGGAGAAAUUCCUCAUAACCUGGGGAAUCUUUCAAAGUUGCAGUUUCUUGAUCUUGGAGGUAAUGAUCUCAAAUCAGAAAGUCUUCAAUGGGUUUCUGGACUUUCUUCCUUGCAGUACCUUGAUUUGAGUUCUGCGAAUCUUUCUAAAGCAAAUGACUGGCCGGUACAGGUAACAUUCAUACUUUCUUCUUUGUUAGAGUUGCACUUGAAAUCUUGUGGUUUAGAAGAUGAUCCAACUUCGAUCAGUGUUAAUUCUUCAAAAUCACUGCUUGCUCUUGAUCUUUUUUGGAACCGCUUAACUUCAGGCCCAAUUCCAGAUUACUUUGGGAACAUCUCCUUUCUUGAAGUUCUUGAUCUCAGUAUUAAUAAUCUCAAUUCAUCCAUACCCAACUCCCUGUACAGUUUAAACCGUCUUCAGUUCCUUAGUCUUAGUGAUAACCACUUACAAGGAAAAUUCUAUAGUGCCAUUGGAAACUUGAGCUCUGUUACUCACCUUGAUCUUUCAUCUAAUCUUAUGUUAGAAGGAAGAUUACCAACCUCUCUUGAAUAUCUGUAUGGAUUUUUGUAUAAUCUAUUGGACGGAGCUGUAUUAGAAACCCAUUUUUCUAAUCUCACGAGACUGACAACUCCGAAUGCAUCACACAAUAGGCUUACAUUUGAACCAAACUCAAGCUGGAUUCCCCCAUUUCAAUGUCGAAUUAUUGAAUUGGGUCAUUGGCAUCUUGGCCCAGUGUUUCCCCCAUGGUUAAAGUUCCAAAAGAAGUUGCAUCAUUUAGAUAUCUCCUAUGCAGGGAUUUCAGAUGUCAUACCCCUUUGA
Messenger RNA from Gossypium arboreum, 1493 nucleotides. Its product is annotated as receptor-like protein EIX1. Lineage: Eukaryota; Viridiplantae; Streptophyta; Magnoliopsida; Malvales; Malvaceae. Bases 99 to 1493 code for a protein of 464 amino acids. Gene Ontology annotation, molecular function: protein binding. The record is from RefSeq and is a predicted model, not a curated record. The transcript is spliced from 4 exons.